Molecule: messenger RNA, 1272 nt
Organism: Hyaloperonospora brassicae
Lineage: Eukaryota; Oomycota; Peronosporomycetes; Peronosporales; Peronosporaceae
Source: the annotation of a GenBank genome assembly
AUGCGUUUUGUCUACUCCGCUGCUGCCGCUCUCGUCGCUGUUUUCGCUUCGAGCGACGCGGCUUCAAAUGGUGCCGACGCGAACGCUCUGCUCGAGUCCGACGUGUCUGUUGUGGCUCGCGUGACGGACGGCAACGCCUACGACGUGGACACGCAGAGGCUUCUACGCGAGGCUCUUGACGACGAUGAGUCGAUGCUGCCUGCGGAUUUUGAGGAGAGAGCUCCUGGUGGAGCAGUCGUUGAAGAAGCGGCGCCGAAACUCGAAAAGGCCCUCAGUGGUGUACGUCAUGCCGGAGAAGUUGGCGGAGGGGCGGGCGCCCGGCUGGCGGAAACGGCUAUCGCCAAUACUCAACGGAUCGAAGAAAUCCAAAGAGGAGCUGUCGCCAAAGUGCAACACGUCGAAGAAACCCAAGGAGGAGCUGCCGCUCAAGGGCAACACGUCGAAGAAAUCCAGGGAGGCGCUGUUGCCAAAGGGCAGCACGUUGAAGAAACCCAUGGAGAGGUUGCCGCUAAAGGGCAACACGUCGAAGAAAUCCAGGCGACGACAAAACUCUCUUGGACGAAACGUCAAUGGGAGAAGUUUGUGAAUUUUCUCAAUAAAUCGAAGCUCUUCCGAGACUUCAUGGCGUGGAUCAAGUCGCACAAGGCCAAAGUCAAACCGGUCGGUGAAGGCAAGACUGCAGACGCGAACAAUGGCAAGAAACUCGAGGACGCGGUUGAAGACGCCGGAACUGUCGGGACUGCUGGAGCUACUCGCGCUGCUGACCCCGAUGGAGCAGCGAACGCCGGUGUUCACCCCUUUGGAGAUAAGCUAAAGCCGCGUGCAAUGGAUGGCGCUGCCAAAGCUGCAGCUGGCAAAGGGGUCGGGCUUCAAAUUAUAAAGGAGAUACUUGUCUUCAUCGACGAAACCAUUUCCUUUGGUCAAAACAUGUUAUAUGUUGGCCAAAAUCACCUCAAGGGGGAUAUAAUUGCAACCUUUGCGCUCGGGUUUGCUGUCGAACAGAUGGGAAAGGACCUCUGGAAUUUAAAAUCAUCCUUUCUCGAUAACUUUGAUGUAGAUGACACUAGUGCCAUAAAGUCGGCAUGGAACUUGUUCGAUAAGUGGCGAGGAGGUUUCGUCAAAAAUAUUGACGAAAAUGUGGUAGGGGCUUUCAAGAACGUGGGCGAGAACGUGGAGGUCAACGCUUUGAAACUGGAAGUUAAAGCGUUCGUUGACAAGCUUCAAAAGCUUACGUUGGACGAUUUUACGACAAUUCUAGGGAAGAAUGAAUAA